Molecule: messenger RNA, 5124 nt
Organism: Geodia barretti
Lineage: Eukaryota; Metazoa; Porifera; Demospongiae; Tetractinellida; Geodiidae
Source: the annotation of a GenBank genome assembly
AUGAGCAACGGGCACCCUCCCUCCUCCCACUCCCUCACAACCUCCACGAGACUCACCAAAAGCGACAGAGAGUACAUGAACAUCAAUUUCCUCAACGGUGAAAUCGACACAUCGAGUCUCCCGCUGGCCCCCGGCUCUGGAAUAGAAUACAGACACGAGUACGUCAAUCUCCCCCUGGUGACGUCCGAUUCCGGUACCGGAAUGGAACCCGGGAAAGAACCGGAACGGAAAAUCGGGAACGGGGCGGUCGUCAGGGGAAAGUUGGAGCGAUACAGUGCGACUUUUUGCGAAGGUAAUGACUCACCGCCUCCCUUACCUAUCAAACAGAAGAGAUCCGAUUCCUACGUCCCCGCGUCUCAUGCCACCAUACCAACACGGAAUGGAGUCCCGCCACGAAGAGUGGUGGAGUGCGAGCAGUGUAGCAAUCUAAAGGAGCAGUUGAUGCUGUGGGAGCUGGGGAUGAGUGGGUUGACGCGGCAAUACAGCCAGAUUCUGGCGCAGCUGAACCACGCGAGGGACGCGGCAAUGAUCCUCGAGUGCAAGAUGAAGGAGAACUGGGGGACGGGGAAGAAGGAGGAAGUGGGGAGAAAGUCUGGGGGAGAGAGAGAGGGAAGGGAUAAGGAGAAGAAGGAGGAAGUGGGGAGAAAGUCUGGGGGAGAGAGAGAGGGAAGGGAGAAGGAGAAGGAGAUUGGGUCGAGUUUGCGAGUCGAGAGUGCGGAAGUGAAGGCAGCGAGGAGAAAGACGAUGCUGGAUCCUGUGGACGAGAACAGUAUCGCGCAGUCUCAGACCAUGUCACCGACAAAGACGACCACACUAGCCGACCAAAUGUAUCCCCAGAGAACCGGAGAAGCCACAGAGGGUGGAGGGGGAGGGGGGAGCUCGAAGGGGGUAGCCCCUGGGUCGUUUCCAACUGAUUAUGAUGAAAAAUUAACGGAGUUAUCGACUCGACUCUGUCGAGCCAUCGAUCUUUGCCAGCAACUGGCGGUAGCUUCGUUCAAAACCAACUCUUCCAAUCUACUGAGGAAGAAGAGAGAUCUAUUGGGGAGGAAAACGAGUACGCCCCUCUCGUUAACACCCGAUAUCCCGCGGAAACAGACGACGUCGUCGUGGUGGCGACCGCUGGUGAAGGUUGAGGAAGGGAGAGAGGGAAGUAAAACGAACACGAAACGAGGGGUCCUCACUCGAAUGGAGACAGAACCCGCAAUGAAAAUCAGCAACUCACGGAUCUGCGAAGAAGAAGAAGAUGAAGAAAAAAUGGACGAGCGUGUCUCGUUCAAAGUCCCGCUAUAUCCCGAAAAAGGACAGCCGUCCCGUUCGUCGAUGGCUGGGGACCUGUUUGCUGGCAGGGAGACCCAGCCGGUGAGGAGUCACAUGAUGUCGCUCAUCGCCGCCGAGGAGAAGGGGGCGGGGCAGGUGGGCGAGGCAGGGGCGGAGCCUCAGGUGGUGGUGGUGGGUAGCAGUGGGUCUGAAGAGGGAGACGAGCUAAUGAUGAGUCAGAGCAGCGCCUUCUCAGACACGGACGUGAAACAGGUGAUGACCAAGAUUGCACUACUGGAGGACGAGAGGCUCAAGUUGCUGGAGACCAUUGAUCAGAUGCAGAACGACAAUCAGCGGAGUGAGGCUGUCGCUCCAGGAGACGGUGGGAGAUCUCGGGAGAACAAGGAUCUGCAGUUGACUCUGGCCAUGCAGGAUCUGACCAUCGCCACCGACGAGAUCAGGAUGGUGGCUCGUCUUCGGUCACAGCUGGACAACAUGGAGAGAGAGAGACAGGAAACGCUAGAGAAACUAAACAGCCUGGAGGACGAGAGUGCGGCGGUGAAGGUCUCCCUCAUCCAGCUGCUACAGGAGAAGUCCGCCACCAACAAGACACUGGCUCUGGAGAACUGGAGACUCAGACAAGCUGUAAAACAAGGAGACUCACUACCCAGAACCAACUCUAGGUCUGGUGCAAAAGACGAACCGCCACUCAACUACCUGAAGGAUGAAGACCUGACAAACUACGUCCACAAACAGGGAUUUCUCGUCAAACAGGGCAGACGAGUCAAGAACUGGAAACGCCGGUUGUUUGUCCUGGAUUCAACCGGACUGUCCUAUUACAAGACGGAGCAGCCGGUCCAGAGAGUCAGUCUGUGUGACAUUCAGCAGAUUCAGGUCUCCGCGCAACCAGUGUUCUUUUUACCAACUGGUGCCAAUACUGUCCUACCUCACAUGUUCGAAGUCCACACCCCCGAACGAACCUUCCUUCUCUCCGCCCCCUCCGAAGACGAAAUGCAAUCCUGGGUCGGAAUGCUUCAGACUCUCAAGCAGUUCGCUAGAAUCCGAGCGCGCAGAUUCGUGGACGAUACCUAAAAGAAAACAAAACCCAACUACGCCCCAAUGGUUAUCAAAUGCUGUUCUCCACCAAAUCUUAGUAAAGAACAGUUUAGCGGUCGCGGAAGGAAGGGGAGGAGGAGGGAAAGAGGGGCCAAGUACGACGCAGUCGGUGACAACAGGGUUAACGGUGAGAGGUUCGGAGGAGGGCGGGACAGUGGGUGUGGCUUCAGGUGAAGGGGAACCCCUGUCAUGAGGAGAGAGAGGGAGGAAGAUAUGGAGUUUCGCCGACCGCGCAGCCAGGCGAUAAUGAUAAUGAAGGAGUUGUCUACUGGACGAAGCCAUGCCAGACUCUACCAGACCUCAUUCCGUUAUGCUGCCCUCCGUCCCUGGUCUGGAAUGGGGAUUUGUGGGAGGGACUGAGACCAUUCCGGAACACCCCUCUCUUGAAUCCAGUGUCACCUACAACAGAGUUCUGUCCCAGUCUCAUCCCGGUACUGGCAGCUCCAUUCCUGGCAUCACCUUGGAAACAUGACCACACCCACUCUCUUUUAAUUAUCAUUACAUCAUAAUUAUAGUUGUCACGUCAUUUGUGUUUAAAACACCCUGACAAGAAGUUUUCUAAUUAUUGUUUUUGUGUCAAGCAAAAGUCAAAAAAUCAUUAUAAUUAUAAUAAAUACACAGGUUCUCUGUUACUAUGUUUGGUCUUUCAAGCCUAAUAUAAUUAUAAUACCUGUGCAUCUGUAUGUACACACGUUAUUAGAAAAAGUCCCUAAACUUGGGACUGAAGUAUAUAGCAGCAGUAUAUAGCACUACCUAUUUCUGGUGACAUAAUGUUACGUAAGUGUUCGGUUGGGUGGUCACACUGAAAUGGAGCCAUCUCUGAAAUCAGUCUUCCCAAUCAGGCAGUUGAUGAGGACCGGCUUCUUCUCCUCCCGAGACACCUCCUGCGCUCGAUGGAGGGUCUCUUUUAUCGCCGCGUCAUCCGAGUCUCGAUCCAGAAGGAAACCACGCCCACCGAAUCCCUCGGCAACCGUCUCGUAGCUACGGUAGUCAAGGAGACAGGCCACGUUGGAUUUGAACAUCGGGACUUGCUCGCGGGCGAUUUGAGUCCAGCAAGCAUCGUUUCCAACCAACGCAACGACGGGGAGAUUAAACCUCGCGAAAGUGUCGAAUUCUGGUACGCUAAAACCGAGCGCGCCAUCUCCGUAUAUUAUCCACACGUCCGAAUCAGGUCGGCACAGCUUGGCACCCAGAGCAAAGCCUCCUCCAACGCGAGAGUUCCGUAGGGCCCCGGAUCGAGCCAGCAAAGUGGGCCACGAGGUCGGAGAAUGUACGCCGCACUUCCGACGAAAUCCCCACCAUCUGCGAUUAUGACGCUGUUUUCGCUCAUAACCUCCUCUGUUAGGUACAGAACGUUGAGGGGGUUCAGAUGCUCUUGGGGGAGGUUGCGGGAUUUCUUGCGGUUCUCCGCUUCUUUUUCAAAGUCGCGAGAUUUGAGCGUCGAAAGCCACUCGCUCGGGCAGCUGAACCUGGUCAGGGCCUGCGAUAGUGCGAGAAUAAAGCAUCCCGGGUCACCGUGAACGCUCUUUCGCACUUUGAAGAAAACGUCCGUGUUCAUGGUAAGGUUGGAUUUCGAUCGGUUCACCAUAACGACUUGGCUCGAGCGCUUGAAGACUCGACCGUAGCUGAGACGAAAGUCUGCCACUGCGCCAGCGCAGACAACGACGUCGGCCUCUUUGAGAGCGUCUUUUCUCCGCUGUCGAAUGUGGAGGGCGCUGUUCCGUCCCAGCAGACCGCGAGCCAUUCCACCAAGGAAACACGGAAUCCCCAUCGCUUCUAGUGCCGCCUUCACGUUCUGGGCUUUUGUCGGCGGUAGAGUCACCUGACUUCCCAGAAGGAAAACCGGUUUCUGGGACCCGCGGAGCAGGUUUGCUACCUCGGUGAUGUCGUUGGGGGUGUGUCGGGGGAAGUGGGGGAUAAUGGGGGUAAGGCUCUGGUCGACCCAGGCGUCGGCAAACAAUCGAUUGAGAUAAUUCUCCAGAUACCAGUUGGUGAUUUUCUGACCGAAAGACUUGGCUGGAGAUUUCGGAAACAGUCCAUCGCUGACUAGCUUGUACGGAUAGAGAACGUCUAUGGGCAGCUCCAGAAACACGGGUCCGGGCACGCCGCUCUGGGCCUCGUAGAUGGCCUUACGCAACGCGGGGACAAUAUCCCGGACCCGCGUUACGGUGGCGACGUGUUUGCAGAGCGUCUUGCAGAGGGACAGCUGGUCGAUGUCUUGGAGAGCUCCGCGACCUUUUAGUGCGUUAGCAGACGCUCCUCCGAGCAGGAGAACGGGUGAUUCGGCCAUCUUGGCGUUCUGGAGAGCCGUCACGGUGUUGGUGACGCCGGGCCCUGCCGUAACGCAAGCCACACCGAUCACGCCGGAGAGACGCGACACGGCAUCAGCGGCAAACGCGGCGUUCCCCUCGAACCUCGUGUCCACCACUCGAAUCCCUUCUUUCUCGCAGGCGACAAGGACGGGGGAAAUGUGCCCCCCGCACAGCGUAAAGACGAACUUGACCCCGUGUGCCCUGAGUACGGCGGCCACCAGCUCCCCCCCGUGUCUCUCCGAGUCCUUCUCCACCUUCCUGAAGAGGAGACCGAGCAGCUCGAACCGCUGGACGAGGAAGGCAAUGGUCGUGGCUAGCAGAGCGACUCCCACACCCAGGAACCCUGUCCAAGAGAUCUCCGGGAGAUACUCCGCAACGUCCUCCAACUGCAUCGCUCCCGGGACUAGACGCUUCUCUCUAGUCUUUGCUUCAAGAUCGA